AAUUUCAUUAACAUUUAAGUAGAUAAAAAAAAAAUCAAAAUAGUGUAUCGACAAUUCGACAUGUAUGCAAAGUUGGGAGUCUGGGACAUAAGGAAAUACAUAAGACGCGAAAGAGUAACUUUUAAAAGUAAUUUCUUUCCCCUCUCCGCCUCCCUCCUUUUUGUCUCUCCAUUCGCUUCAAUUAAACAAACAACUCCUCUACCAAAUUUUUUUAAAAAUAAAAAUAGAGUAUCACUCAAACCAAGCAAUGAUGGAAAAAGAAGCAAAAAAGGAAGCCUUUAGGAAGUAUUUAGAGUCUAGUGGCGCUAUUGAUUCUCUAACUAAAGUUCUUGUUGCAUUGUAUGAGCAAGAUAACAAGCCUUCCUCUGCUAUAGAAUUUGUGCAACAAAAAUUAGGGGGACCUACUGUUGCUGAAUAUGAGAAACUUCAGGCUGAGAUGUCAGAGCUGCAGGUAAAAUACAAGGAGCUUUUGGCCACCCAUCAAGAGACUUGUAAGCAGUUAGAACAGUACAAAAUUUCUUCCACCAUAACCACCUCAGAGGAAACCAUUGAAGAUAAGUCUCAGAAGGUGAAUCAUGAAGAUGACAACGAAGAAGCAGUACACUAGACUAAGAUGAAUCCGGCUUUCUGAUAUUAAGGAUUUGAGUGAAGGCUUAUAUAGCUUUCUGAUAUAAAGGAUUUGAGUGAAGGCUUAUAUAGCUUUCUGAUUCUUGUUUUUGUUGCUCUGUGACCAUCUGCAGUAAUUAGGUUUCCCUCAAUAUUUGAGAGAAUGUACCAUAUGCAAGAUAAGUCAAAUAUUUAGUACCAUUACACUUUCAAAGCUUCGAUUGAUAAAAUACUUCUUAAAAUUAUACUUUAAAAGUUAUGUUGUAAAAAAAAAAAAAAAGGUGGAUAUAUUAAAAGUUUAAUAGUACUAAAAAAGAUGUUGAAAUGGUCAUAUUCAAAUGUUACAACUAGUGACUCUAUUCUGUCAAUCUCUUUCGUUGUGGUCUCCUUCCUCUAAGUGUCCCAACCCAUGUAAACACUAUGGCAAGAUAAGACACUGAUGAUCAAGUGCACACAUCAGUCGAGCUCGUCGCCCUCAUUCAGUUUGAGAUCCUCCGCUACAAGGUGUUUGAACUUAUCCUCCUGCAUGCUGCACCGCAAGAGCUGGAUUGUUAUUGGACUAAUUGGCGAAAGAAACGGUUACAAGAGAGAAACUUUCAUUCCUCUACCAUGAGUAGUUGAUAUCAACUAUUCAAGUAUUCUUGUCAAGUUGUAAUACUAAAAUCAGCAACUAGAAAUGUCAAAAUAUUCCAAAAUUUGAUACCAAGUAAUUGAUAUUUUUUGUAAAAUGUACAAAAGUUAAUAUGAAAUAUCUAAAUUUGUAUUUAUUACAUUGUGAAUAUGAACUCUCACAAUAUCUUGUUUUUUUUUUUUUUUCAAAUGCUUCCACGUCGGUUUUUAUUUUUCGAAAACUUUCUCAUUGAGUCAUUGUCUAUUUGUCUAGAUAGUUAGAAUUAUUUUUUCUAAUAAAAUUAAGUGGCCUAUCUUUUCAGUUCACUUCACCUUA
Chenopodium quinoa (quinoa) is the source of this 1552-nucleotide messenger RNA. RefSeq names its product C-Myc-binding protein homolog. The coding region runs from base 248 to 607 and encodes 119 amino acids. Gene Ontology annotation, molecular function: transcription coactivator activity. Gene Ontology annotation, cellular component: nucleus. The transcript is spliced from 5 exons. NCBI's taxonomy places the organism in Eukaryota, Viridiplantae, Streptophyta, Magnoliopsida, Caryophyllales, Amaranthaceae. The record is from RefSeq and is a predicted model, not a curated record. Gene Ontology annotation, biological process: regulation of DNA-templated transcription.